This is a messenger RNA of Hibiscus syriacus, 539 nucleotides long. RefSeq names its product COP9 signalosome complex subunit 4-like. The coding region runs from base 1 to 387 and encodes 128 amino acids. Lineage: Eukaryota; Viridiplantae; Streptophyta; Magnoliopsida; Malvales; Malvaceae. The transcript has 7 exons. The record is from RefSeq and is a predicted model, not a curated record. Gene Ontology annotation, cellular component: cytosol; COP9 signalosome.
AUGGCAAAAUAUGUCCUGAAAACAUGUAUUGUUUAUCAGAGAGAAACUUGCGAGUUGUAUGAAUCUGAGCAGCAGUGGUCAAAAGCAGCAGAGAUGCUAAGUGGGAUUGAUUUAGAUUCUGGAAUGAGGGUUAUUGAUGACACAUUCAUAUUGUCAGAAUGUAUCCGAAUUGUUCGUCUAUAUCUUGAGGAUGAUGAUGCUGUUAAUGCUGAAGCUUUUAUUAAUAAAGCGUCAUUCUUGAUUAGCAACCGUCAGUAUGAAAUGUUGGUUUUACACUACAAGGUUGGUUAUGCAAGGAUUUUGGAUAUAAAGAGGAAGUUCCUGGAAGCAGCACUGCGGUACUAUGACAUAUCUCAAAUUGAGAAGCGAAAAAUAGGAGAUGAAUAAUCGAUGAGGAUGAACUGGAGCAAGCUCUAUCUGCUGCGGUAACAUGUACAAUUUUAGCAGCUGCUGGUCCUCAACGCUCUCGACUUCUUUCCAUCCUGUACAACGAUAAACGAUGCUCCAAGUUAAAGAUAUAUCCGACAUUACAAAAGGUU